Messenger RNA from Funneliformis geosporum, 483 nucleotides. Lineage: Eukaryota; Fungi; Glomeromycota; Glomeromycetes; Glomerales; Glomeraceae. The record is from the annotation of a GenBank genome assembly.
AUGUCCGCAAAAUUAGAGCCUCAAUGGAUGGGACCAUAUUACAUUCAUGAUAUAGUUGGAUUCAAUAACUACAAAUUAAGAUCUAUUGAAGGACGAAUAGUCAAAGGAACUAUAUAUACAGUAAUCCUUACAAUUACAACAUUAUCACCUUUACUAUUGAUAUCCUCUCAAAAUGCAAGUACAAAGAUAAGAAUAUUCUUCCAACAUGCUCGAUGGCAAAUAACACUGAAUAAUAGAAAAGAAUCGUUAUUUUACCUUUAUCAUAUAGGACAAAUAAUUGAUGCAGAAUAUAUGACUCAAAAAGAUUCUACUUUAUCUAAACAAUAUUUUACCGUAUCAAAGAGAGUAUUUCUUAUAUUUGAAGAUAAUAUUGAGCAACUAAUGAGAAUUCAGAACACGACUAUAGUUUUACUUGCAAGAUUGAAAUUAAAUGACCUUAAUGAAUUAAUUCACUGGAGUUCAUUUUUAAAGAAGGGGGAUAUU